Messenger RNA from Arabidopsis thaliana (thale cress), 1793 nucleotides. RefSeq names its product Glutaredoxin family protein. The record is from RefSeq and is marked reviewed. Lineage: Eukaryota; Viridiplantae; Streptophyta; Magnoliopsida; Brassicales; Brassicaceae. The transcript has a single exon. The coding region runs from base 404 to 1558 and encodes 384 amino acids.
AAUAAUAGACCGUUGCAGUCUGCAAUUGAAAGAAUCUAGGACAAAGAAAUAAAAGAGUCACAGGGUCAAAACUAAACAAACAAAUACUUUAGGGAGAAAAAUGAAAUAAAUCAGGAGUUUUAAGUACUACCAUCAGAGGUCCAAUCAUAACAUUUUAAGGAUAUAUUCGAUUAAAACGUAAUAAAACAUAAAGAUCAGGGACUUCCGACAAAAAUCUUUCGAUCCACUUACACUUCCACAACGUCCGUUCGAAAAAUAUGACCGUUGAAAGUAAUUAAAUUGUUUUAAAAACAAAAACAAAAUAACUCCUCUCUUCUUCUUCUUCAAUCUCUCUGUUCUUCCCAAAAAUAAAAACUUUCCUCAGUAAAAAAAAAACAAGAGACAGAGAGAGAGAGAGAGAAAGAUGGGUUGUGUUUCUUCGAAACUAGGCAAGAAGAAACUCAUAAGAGAGAUUAGAGUCAACAAUGGCGGCGAUCACAUUGUCUCUCUUACUUCAACUACUUAUGGUCAUCUCGAUCUCGAUGAACGAGCAGAGACCUCUCCUAAGUCACUGGAAGUUACUAAAGGCGAAGUCUUUGAAUCUGAAAUCAUACCGAGAAGAUCUAUUAAGAGAGAUGAUCCGGAGAUUAUCAAUACUUGGGAGCUUAUGGAAGAUCUUGAAGAUUCAAUGCACGUUUCUAAUCCACAGAAGAUUAGUCCCAAAUCUCGUGGUAUUUUCGGUAAAUCAUGGAAGACUCCGGUGAAAUCGGUUGUUGAAUCUCCGAAGAGAGGAAGUAGUAAGAGAUUUGGAGGGAAAGAGAAUAAUUCGAGAGGUGUGAGUCCGAAUCAGAUUCUGAAGCCGAAGAACAUUCUUGAAACACCGAAGAGAGGUGUAAUGCGUUUGAGUUUUCCUCUUAAAUCUGAAGAAUCUUCGGUGACGGUUACGCAGAGGAGGAAGAGUUAUAGUCCAAUGUUUGAUCCAGAUCUUGUGGCUUCUUACGAAAGAGAGUUGUCUCAAGAGAAAGAACAGAUCAAGAUGGUGAUUUCUCCGGUGGUGCACGAGAGCAGAAAAACAGAGAAAACAGAGAGAAUUCUUGAGAAGUUCCCAGAGAAAUGUCCACCGGGAGGAGAGCACUCUGUGGUGAUCUACAUAACAACUCUUAGAGGGAUACGGAAGACGUUUGAGGAUUGUAAUGUGGUAAGAUCGAUAUUAGAUUCACACGAAGUUCGAUUCUCAGAGCGAGAUGUGUCGAUGCACUCGGUUUUUAAGGAAGAGAUCAGGGGCAUUAUGGGAACGAAACAUGUGAAGAUACCUGCGGUAUUCGUUAAAGGGAGGAUGGUAGGAAGUGUUGAGGAAGUGAUGAGGUUAGAAGAGGAGGGCAAAUUGGGAAUAUUACUUGAAGGUAUUCCGGCGGCGAGGCUUGGAGGCAGUUGCUGCCGUGGAUGUGGAGGAAUGAGAUUUAUGAUGUGUGUUGUUUGCAACGGAAGCUGCAAGGUUAGGGAGGAAGAGAAGAAGAGUAUGGUUAAGUGUUUGAAGUGUAAUGAGAAUGGUUUGGUUCUAUGUCCAAUUUGUUCUUAAAAAAGAGAAUCAGUUUUGCCCUAAUUCUGGAGGCUGACUUUUGAAGGGUUGAUUUUGGUUUGUAAUGAUUUGGUGAGAGAGAGUUUCUAAAGCCGUGUUUAGUGCUCUUGGUGUGUACUACUACUAGUUUAAUGGAAUUUGUUUCUAAUGUUUGUAAACCUUUUUCAUUUUUAAGAUUCAAUUCAAAUCAAUGGGUAUCAUUCAUUAAGAAUUUGUCACCAGAUUUGUUUAAUUU